This is a messenger RNA of Oreochromis niloticus (Nile tilapia), 1190 nucleotides long. RefSeq lists its product as uncharacterized. The coding region runs from base 54 to 692 and encodes 212 amino acids. Gene Ontology annotation, biological process: response to bacterium. NCBI's taxonomy places the organism in Eukaryota, Metazoa, Chordata, Actinopteri, Cichliformes, Cichlidae. The transcript is spliced from 5 exons. The record is from RefSeq and is a predicted model, not a curated record.
UUUUACCGAAGCACAGUUCAGUUAGUGACACUGAGGUAGUGCUUGUCUGAAAGAUGAACAUGAAAUCAGUUUUACUCUCCACCUUCAGUUGGAUCUCUGUCUUAGCCUUCGCGUUUCACUAUAUGGAGGUUCAGCCUGAUGAAGAAGUCACGCUGCAGUGCUCCAACCUUAGCAGUCAUCGUGUUCACUUAUUCUGGUUCAGAAGUACCAACAGACCCAGCGCUAGCAGGAUCUCAUCUAUGAUCAGCCCUGAGAGCAGUGUGACUUUUCAUGAAGGAUUUCAAAAUGGCAAAUUCAGCAUGACAUCCAACACCUCUGUACUAUUUCUUGAGAUCAAACAAGUGGAUUCAUCUGACUCUGGGCUGUAUUUCUGUGGCGAACUGAACAAUGAAAAGUUCAUAGUUUAUGGUGCAACAAAUUUAAAGGUUCAAGAAAGUAGAUCACAAAAUCCAUCCACUAUGAUCCUGGGCAGUUUAACUGUUUUCCUUCUACUGGUCAUCAUCGGUCUGAUUUUCAAGAUCAGGAAAUUUCAUACAGCUGAAGAUGAUGGACAGAAUCCACAACGCAGUGAGAAUGUGGACUCUGAUGCCAUGAACUAUGCAGCACUGAGUUUCCCUCACAGAGCAAAAGUCAGAAGGCCUGUACCACAGAGAGAGCUGGAGCCAAAUGUUGUGUACGCUGCUACGAGAUAGACUCACAGGAAAAGCAACACAAAAGCUCUCUCACACAUUUUGUUGUUACUUGAUAAAAAUAGUGUGACUGAUGGUUGAUGGGGGACGAGCUAGUGAGGACUUUGAUGUAUAGCUUAGAUUGUCUUAUAGUGAAAGUGAGUGAGGCUCUGCUGCAGUGUAAUAGUAACACAGAUGUAGUUUGCCUUGUUUAACAGGAAGAGACAGCAACUGUGGUCUGACAGUCAAUGAAAAUCUCAUCUUAUGUCUGAGGCUUAUUUUACAGAUAUUGUUGCUGGUAAAAGACCUGCAGCUUUUUACAAGCAUGUGAGGCCAGACUCUGCAGCAACCAAACAUCCAAAUUCAUAAUCUAAAAAGCCGAUGCAAAGUCUUGCCACUGUGACAUCCACCUGUCACAGCUACAGUCACUUCUCUGGGCAGUUAAAACUCUAAUUCAAUGAACUUGAAUCUAAUACAAAAAUGCAUGUAUAUAAUCACACAUAAAAUCUCAUUAAAGCCGAA